Molecule: messenger RNA, 5643 nt
Organism: Haemorhous mexicanus (house finch)
Lineage: Eukaryota; Metazoa; Chordata; Aves; Passeriformes; Fringillidae
Gene: ANKS1B
Product: ankyrin repeat and sterile alpha motif domain containing 1B
Exons: 25
Coding region: 47-3811 (1254 amino acids)
Cellular component (GO): cytosol
Molecular function (GO): protein binding
Source: RefSeq, a predicted model, not a curated record
UGGCUCGGGGUGCAGCUCUCCCGUGGGGGCUGCUUGGUGCCCGACCAUGGGCAAGGACCAGGAACUGCUGGAAGCCGCUCGCACUGGGAAUGUGGCUCUGGUGGAGAAACUCCUCUCUGGGAGGAAAGGAGGGAUCCUGGGCAGUGGAUCUGGAGCUAUUCCCUUAUCCAGCUUAUUGAGCAUCUGGCGAGGACCAAACAUAAACUGCACUGACAGUUCAGGGUAUACUGCAUUACAUCAUGCAGCUUUAAAUGGACACAAGGAUAUAGUUCUCAAAUUACUUCAGUAUGAAGCAUCAACCAAUGUAGCAGAUAAUAAAGGUUACUUUCCUAUUCACUUGGCUGCUUGGAGAGGAGAUGUAGAUAUUGUGAAGAUUCUCAUCCAUCAUGGACCAUCACACUCCAGAGUGAAUGAACAGAACAAUGAAAAUGAAACAGCACUGCAUUGUGCAGCCCAGUAUGGUCAUUCAGAAGUUGUUGCUGUUCUGCUAGAAGAGCUGACAGACCCCACAAUAAGAAACAACAAACUGGAAACACCUCUGGAUCUGGCAGCACUUUAUGGCCGUCUGCGCGUUGUGAAAAUGAUCAUCAAAGCCUAUCCCAAUCUGAUGAACUGUAACACAAGGAAACACACUCCUUUGCAUCUUGCUGCUCGUAAUGGCCACAAAGCUGUCGUGCAGGUGCUUCUGGAGGCUGGAAUGGAUGUCAGCUGCCAAACAGAAAAAGGAAGUGCCCUACACGAAGCAGCCCUAUUUGGAAAGGUGGAGGUAGUACGCAUUUUGCUUGAAACAGGAAUUGAUACCAACAUAAAGGACAGUUUGGGUAGAACGGUUUUGGAUAUACUUAAAGAGCAUCCAUCUCAGCAGUCUCUCCAAAUUGCAGCUCUACUUCAAGAAUAUAUGGAAACAGGAAAUGCAAGUAUUUCAGAGGAAUGCCCACUGGAAUGUGCAGAACAUCAGUCUUGCGUUUUGUCCCCUGAAGUUCCUCCGUCUCCAAAGGCUAAAAGUGAAGCUGUGACUGGAGAAUUAUCAAAGCUCUUAGAUGAAAUCAAAUUGUGCCAAGAAAAGGAAUACUCUUUUGAAGAUCUGUCUCAUACACUAUCAGACCAUUAUCUGGAAAAUUUUAGUAAAGUAUCAGAGGAAGAUCUUAUGACCAGUGGAAGCCAAACCAAGCUUAAUGUAAGGCCUUCUUCAAUGCGUUUAUCGCCAAGAGAGGAAGAAGAUGAUGAUGCAGCUGAAAAUACUUGUGGACCUUCUGGUUUAUGGGAGGCACUCACACCUUGUAAUGGAUGCAGGAACCUCGGAUUUCCCAUGCUUGCACAGGAAUCCUAUUCAAAGAAGAGAGGUUAUGCAUUGGAAGCAGUACCCUCUGUACCUCUGGAUGCAGUUCCUUCAGAAAAUGACAGCAGUCUUUGUGAUUCAAUAGACGUAGCAGUCACCAAAAAGCCUUGUUCCCUAGAGAUAGCAAGAGUUCCUUCCUCCAGACCAGAUAAUGCACCUCAGGUAGCAAUUACCGCACCAGGAUCUGGUAACCAUAGAAACAGCUCCACAGGCCCAACACCUGACUGCUCUCCUCCAUCACCAGACACUGCACUCAAAAACAUAGUGAAAGUCAUACGUCCUCAGCCAAAGCAGCGUACAUCCAUAGUAUCUUCUCUGGAAUUUCACCGAAUGAAUCACAGCCACAAUUAUUUUGAAAUCAACCCAUCCAUUGGCUGUGCAAGUUUUAUUUCUACUCCUGCAAUCAGUCCAGCUAAUUAUUCCUUUGGAUCUCUGGAAUACGGUCUUGAAGAGAAAGAACUUACAGAGCAACGUAGCCAGGGUGAAACAUCCACUGAAAGUGAGCUUCCUGAAGGACACCCCGCUGAGCAGUUUGCAGGUUUACUUCAUGGAUCAUCCCCUGCCUGUGACCCACCUGAAAAUCCACUGCAGCUGUACAGCAAAGUAAACCUGUGCAGUGGGCCACUGGAGAAAAACAUUUUGAGCAAGAGCACAGCGCAGCAGAUACAGCUACGGAAAGAGAGCAGCUCUGACCCUCCUGUUAAGAAAAAAAAGCCACCAAUUGUAAACAGAACCAUAUUUCAUACUAAGAAUAAACCAGCAGAAAAUCAUACCCUGGUUGGUGCACCAAGGAUCAGUGAACAAUGGGUUAUUACCACUGGGGGAUUUGUGGAGCGAGCGUGCACGCUGGGCAGAAUACGAUCUUUACCAAAGACCUUGCUGGAAAUGCAUUUGUGCAAAAAUGUUUCAAAAUCUGAUUCUAAUCUUAUCACCCAUCCACCAAAUGAUAAAAAAGCAAGAAGCAAUUGGAGUGAACCCACACCAAAGCCACAGUGCUCCAAAGGGAAUUCGGAGAGAACACCUUCCUUCACAUCAGAGUGGGAAGAAAUUGAUAAAAUCAUGAGUUCAAUAGAUGCUGGAAUUAAUACUGGACUGGGGGAGAUGAAAGAUCACGCCACAAGACCCCGAUGCCCUGUCCAGACAGUGGGACAAUGGUUGGAAAAUAUUGGGCUACCUCAGUAUGAAAACCACUUGCUGGCUAAUGGAUUUGACAAUGUGCAAUUCAUGGGAAGCAACGUGAUGGAGGACCAGGAUCUCCUGGAAAUAGGAAUCCUUAACUCUGGGCACAGACAGAGAAUACUCCAAGCAAUCCAGCUUCUCCCAAAGAUGAAGCAGAUCGGUCACGAUGGUUACAACCCCUCCUCUGUAGCUGAAUGGCUGGAUUCCAUUGAACUGGGUGACUAUACCAAAUCCUUUCUAAUUAAUGGCUAUACAUCGAUGGACCUUGUGAAAAAAAUAUGGGAGAUUGAAUUAAUUAAUGUCUUAAAAAUUAGCUUGAUUGGCCACCGGAAGCGUGUUCUGGCAUCUUUGGGAGACAGGCUUCACGAAGAUCCUCCUCAGAAACCACCUCGGUCAAUAACCCUCAGGGAACCCAGUGGUAACCACACUCCUCCUCAGUUGUCUCCAUCACUUAGCCAAAGCACUUUCACUACUGGUGGCUCCCUGGACGUUCCCCACAUUAUCAUGCAGGGCGAUGCAAGGAGAAGAAGAAAUGAAAACUAUUUUGAUGAUAUUCCCCGAUCAAAGCUGGAGAGGCAGAUGGCACAGACAGGAGACUGGGGAGAGCCUUCAAUUACCUUGCGACCUCCAAAUGAAGCCACAGCAUCAACGCCUGUACAAUAUUGGCAACACCAUCCAGAGAAACUCAUCUUCCAGUCAUGCGAUUAUAAAGCCUUUUAUUUAGGUUCUAUGCUGGUAAAAGAGUUAAGAGGCACAGAGUCGACACAGGAUGCAUGUGCAAAGAUGAGGAAGUCUACAGAACAGAUGAAGAAAGUACCAACCAUUGUCCUGUCUGUCUCUUACAAGGGAGUCAAAUUUAUUGAUGCCACAAAUAAGAAUAUUAUUGCUGAACAUGAAAUCCGUAACAUUUCCUGCGCUGCACAAGACCCCGAAGACCUUUCUACGUUUGCGUACAUCACGAAAGACUUGAAGACCAAUCACCACUACUGCCACGUAUUCACUGCGUUUGAUGUGAAUUUAGCUUAUGAAAUCAUUCUUACACUAGGACAAGCGUUUGAGGUGGCCUAUCAGCUUGCACUACAGGCACGAAAAGGGGGUCAUUCUUCAACCCUCCCCGAAAGCUUUGAAAACAAACCCUCUAAACCUAUUCCCAAACCACGUGUUAGUAUUCGGAAGUCAGUGCAGAUAGAUCCAUCCGAACAAAAGACUCUUGCGAAUCUACCCUGGAUUGUUGAACCUGGACAAGAGGCCAAAAGAGGCAUUAAUACCAAGUAUGAAACUACAAUUUUCUGAUACAAAACUGUCCCCCUGUUCCUUGUUGUGCCUUGCACGCCAAGCAGUCACAGCACAGCCUUUCCUUUAUGGCAACGUUUCAAUCCAGCAGAGAGGAAGACUGCACUGUAUGAGUGGCCUUGUAACUAACAAAAAAGGCUGACAGUCAUUUCUGGUGAUGUUCUUCUUCCUGCAGCACUGACUGAAGAGUGAUUCUAUAUGAAGACUUUUAAAAUUAAAGUCCACAAGAGGAGUGAGAAACCUUAUUUUUCGUGCAGUUCUCCCUUGUGACUCUGCCACAGUGCUUUCUUUGAUUUCUUAUUUUAGAAUUCUACUUUUUAAAGAAAAAAAAAACGACAAAAUGUCUCUAAACUAAUACUAAUGCUGCCUACGAGUAGAGUAUUUGAUUGGGUUUUUUAUUUAAAUCUUGGCAGUUUUUAAUUGAAAUAGAAGCAGAAUUAAUAAAUAGGUUAUUUGUGAAACCACUGAAUUCAUUAAUAAUUACUGUGUUGAAUAAAGAAUUCGUUAAAGUGACAAGAAAUUAGGCACCCUGAUUUCUGUGUGCACUGAUUUUAUAUGUAAUCAUUGAUGUCCUUUGAUCCUCUACAGAAAUGAGAGCCUCUUGCAUUGUAGCAAAGGAUCUGAGUUUUAUGAAUGGUUAAGAAAAGGUAUUAAUAAUGCACAGAAAACAUUUAUUAGAUAUUUUUAUGGAAGAGAAGUACUAUAGGAAAACAUAUGAAUAUUUAUGGAAGGAAGCCAGAUUAAUUAUGAGAAAUAUUGUUUAUUUUAAAGUUAAGUAAAUGACUGCUAUUGCAGCAUUAUGAAAAUUAUAAGAGUUGUAGCAUCAGUGCACUGGUGAUGUUCUGUGUGAUCAGUCUGAAAUGAAAGUGGAAUGGUCAUUCUACUACACCUACAUAUAGUUUAUGCAGUUCAACAUUGCUAUAGCCAUGAAUUCUAAUAGUAUUUUUAAAAAAAUAAUCUCAGUGGUUCUAAAAAAAAGUCAAAACCAUGGAUUUUGCUAUCAAGAUUUCUGUCACAGAAAGCUUGUUUGGAAGAGUGUUGAUAAAAUUCUACUGCAAAACAUUUUCUAAAUAAAAACAGCAAGAAAAAGAAAAAAAUUCCAAAGUAAUAAAAAUGUUUUCAUGAAACAAAAUAAUUAAGCAUUUGCUUAAUAUUUGGUUAAACAAGAUUUACUUACUUUUUCUUUAAAGUGUUUUAAUUUUUUUAAUGUCUGUGGAGUAUUUGUAUAAUACCAUGAUGUAUAUUUAUGUAGAACUGAAAUUAUAACAGUAAAAUAUCAUUAUAGGAGAAAAAUGACAUUUUAACGUAUAUUGUUCUUUCCAGUCAAAUUGUGAAUCAUUUUGAAGUUCAUUAUAGAGAUAUUGAUAAAUUGUGUGGUUGUCUUAAUGUUUUUUUAAUUAUUAUUUCAUAUCCAGCUGAGGUUUUUCAGUUAGAAUCAUCAGUUGGUAUAUUCCAAAAAAUGGAUAAUUGAACUUGGUUUAAAACUGAUAACUGUAUAUGGUUUAGUUAAACCUAAUCAUAGCUCUGAGUGAUGACAUCCUUUUAAUACAGUAUUCAAUUUACUUGAACAAAAUAGUUCCUUGUACAUAUUUUUGCUUAAUCACUGUUGAUAUGUACUUAGUCAACUGACAGUACAAAAAAAAAAAAAAAAAAAAAAACAACACUAAAAAUAUGGUACCAAAAGGAAAAUUGUAUAGGAGAACAGUAAAUAGUAGCCUCACUGCAACAAAUACUUAUGUAAAUAUGCUUGGGCUUCCAGUUAUAAAUUUUGUAAUUUUGUCAUUUAUUUAUAUCCUAUAAAAGCACACAAAAUAAAAGGAAGUUGUACAGUC